This is a messenger RNA of Jatropha curcas, 2517 nucleotides long. RefSeq names its product G protein alpha subunit 1. Gene Ontology annotation, cellular component: cytoplasm; heterotrimeric G-protein complex. Gene Ontology annotation, molecular function: guanyl nucleotide binding; G-protein beta/gamma-subunit complex binding; GTPase activity. Gene Ontology annotation, biological process: adenylate cyclase-modulating G protein-coupled receptor signaling pathway. The record is from RefSeq and is a predicted model, not a curated record. NCBI's taxonomy places the organism in Eukaryota, Viridiplantae, Streptophyta, Magnoliopsida, Malpighiales, Euphorbiaceae.
AAGGAAAGGAAAAGAAAGGAAAGAGAAGAAAGCGGAGAGGAGAAGAGAAGAUAAGAGAAGAGGAGAGGGGAGGAGGAGGAGCAGAGUCUAGUUAGGAUAUUAGUCACAAAGACAGUCACAGAGCUUUUUUUUUGUAUCUAAGUGUGUGUAUUUUCCCAAGAAAAGAGUUGCCCAUGUACACACUGUAAUCAUAUAUAAAUCAACCCUCUACAUUUCCUUCAAUAAUGCCUAUAUUACAUCACAUUGUUAUUAUUAUUUUUUUAUUGUUACUAUUCUCUUCUCUUUUGAACUUUGACUGAGAAGAAGGCAAGUACAAGCAAGCAAGAGAGAGAAGAGGCUUCUUUCCUUGCAGCUUUCGGCGCUCUUUCUCUCUUUCCCUCCUUCCAGAUUUGGCCAGCUCUUCUCUUGCUUCCCCUUUUUUUUAUUUAUAUAUACACUAUUAUAAAAAUAUAUCUACUCUUUUAGUUAUUAGAGCAACAACAAACAAGGACCAGCCAAUUCCUCUGCUUCUUUAUAUUCUACUUAAACCAAAUCAGCCUAAUCUUUAGCAAAUUGGUUUCCUUUACCACAAGCAGGUAACUUUUUUUAAGCUCACUCUCUCUUUCUAGAUCUUCCCCUUUUCUGGGUUCGUUUUAUUGGAGGGAUCUUUCCUGUGCUCUAACAGUAGCAGAUCAAGAGCACUGUGUUCAGGUUCGGUUGACCAGUCAUGAAUGAUACUUAUACAAGGGAUUCAAAGAAUUUUUUGGUACCUGGUCAAGCUUGAUCAUUGCCUUGUCUAUGCUGUCUAUUGGAAUACAAGAUAUGGGCAUGCUCUGCAGUAAACAGCGUCGUUAUAAUGAAGCAGACGCUGAAGAGAAUGCACAGGCUGCAGAAAUUGAAAGGCGGAUUGAGCAAGAAACAAAGGCUGAAAGGCAUAUUCAAAAACUCCUACUACUUGGAGCUGGAGACUCUGGGAAGUCCACAAUAUUUAAGCAGAUAAAGCUACUGUUUCAAAGUGGAUUUGAUGAGUCGGAAUUGAAGAGCUAUAUCUCAGUCAUACAUGCCAAUGUCUAUCAGACAAUAAAAAUAUUGCAUGAUGGAUCAAAGGAAUUGGCUCAAAAUGAAACAGAUUCAUCAAAGUAUGUCAUAUCCAGUGAAAAUAAGGAAAUUGGAGAUAAAUUUUCAGAAAUUGGAGGUAGGUUGGAUUAUCCAUGUCUCACCAAAGAUCUUGCACAGGAAAUUGAAACUUUAUGGAAAGAUGCUGCAAUUCAGGAAACUUAUUCCCGGGGUAAUGAGCUUCAAGUUCCAGACUGUGCCCAUUAUUUCAUGGAAAAUUUGCAAAGAUUGUCUGAUGGCAAUUAUAUUCCAACUAAGGAGGAUGUUCUUUAUGCAAGAGUACGUACAACUGGUGUUGUAGAGAUCCAGUUCAGCCCUGUUGGAGAAAACAAGAAAAGUGGUGAAGUUUAUAGACUUUUUGAUGUUGGUGGCCAGAGAAAUGAGAGACGGAAAUGGAUUCAUCUAUUUGAAGGAGUUACAGCUGUAAUUUUUUGUGCCGCGAUUAGCGAGUAUGAUCAAACACUCUUUGAGGAUGAAAACAAGAACCGUAUGAUGGAAACAAAGGAACUUUUCGAAUGGGUCCUGAAGCAGCCAUGUUUCGAGAAAACAUCCUUCAUGCUGUUUCUUAACAAAUUUGAUAUAUUUGAAAAGAAGGUUCUAAAAGUGCCGCUGAAUGUAUGUGAUUGGUUCAAAGAUUACCAGCCAGUUUCAACAGGAAAACAAGAAAUCGAGCAUGCAUACGAAUAUGUCAAGAAGAAGUUUGAGGAGUUGUAUUUUCAGAGCACAACCCCUGAUCGUGUGGAUCGUGUGUUUAAAAUAUAUAGGACCACUGCCCUUGAUCAGAAACUUGUGAAGAAAACUUUCAAGCUUGUAGAUGAGACUUUAAGACGAAGAAAUCUCUUCGAAGCUGGCUUAUUGUGACCAAGAAGGAUUUACUUUUAAAGGAAAUGUUCAUAGUUUGCAGAACUUAGUACUUUGAAAAUUAAGAGUUGGAAGAAACACCUUCAUCUGAUGACUGCUGGCGUUGCAGGCUAAAAAUUUUGAAUUUUCAUUUGGUUUUACUUGCGCAUGCCCAAAGAAGAAUAUUUUACCAACCCCCCAUGAACAUGAUUUCCUUUGACUGGUAAUUUGUCUAGAGAAAGACCUUCUGAGAGGAAAUGUUUUCUUGCCUGUUCUGUUUUCAGAUAGAACAUAUAUAUGAAAGCAACCUUGUGUUCUUUCUAUUCCAACACAGAUCAUUAUCAUGUUUUUUCUGCCCUAAUUAACUUUUUUUUUAAAAAAAAUUCAGCUUCUGCAGUCAUCAGAGGAAUAUUCUUAGCUAUGUUGUGCUGGUUUAUGUUUUUAUCUUUCCCUUAGGAUGAAUCCCCUGAAUACGAAUCAGCUUGUCUAAGUGCAACUUUCUUAUUAGGAAGAUCUUUCUUGGAUCUUUUUUCUACUUGCAGCUUGUCAAACAUUUCAAUGGUGUCAAAAUUUAUUGUUCUC